Fusarium odoratissimum NRRL 54006 is the source of this 471-nucleotide messenger RNA. RefSeq lists its product as uncharacterized. Gene Ontology annotation, molecular function: transmembrane transporter activity. Gene Ontology annotation, biological process: transmembrane transport. Gene Ontology annotation, cellular component: fungal-type vacuole membrane. The coding region runs from base 1 to 471 and encodes 156 amino acids. The transcript is spliced from 2 exons. The record is from RefSeq and is a predicted model, not a curated record. NCBI's taxonomy places the organism in Eukaryota, Fungi, Ascomycota, Sordariomycetes, Hypocreales, Nectriaceae.
AUGGGCAUUUUCGCAAAAGAACCCUCAAAGCGCCUGGAUUUUGAAAAUGUCCCGGCAAUUGCUCGCAACGGGGACGAAACUCGAGGAUUUCCAGCAAAUCCCGACGAUAAUUCACCAUGUUUCAAUUCCCCAAAGGAACACGGCUUCCCUGAAGGCGGCCUACAGUCAUGGUUGGUUGUUUUUGGUGCCUGGUGUAGCCUCUUCGCCGCCUUGGGUACCACAAACACCAUUGCCGCAUUCCAAUCAUAUGUUUCCACACACCAGUUAUCCCGAUACGAUAACGGCACUAUUGGAUGGGUAUUUUCUGUGUACACCUUCCUCGCGUAUUUCUGUGGUGUCUACAUCGGCCCAUUAUUUGACAGAUUUGGCCCUCGGUGGCUGAUCCUAGCUGGAACACUUGCUAUGACAGGGGGCUUCAUGCUGUUGAGCAUCUGUGAUGGUAGGUUCAAGUUUUCGAAACCCGUGCGCUGA